UCAAACACAAUUUCUUUUAUUUAAUUUUUUUAUUUGACUAAACGCUCGCAAACGUAUUAGCCGCCUCCGCUUCGACAAUGCGUCGCAUACACAACUCGAAUUUUGUGCCGAAAUUUAAUCUUGGCAAAUGGACGUGGAAUAAAAACUUGGAGCGCUUGGAAUUUGAGCCCAUCAAAGAUGCUGAAUUGGAGAAACUAGAUUAUAUCAGGACGUGCGGCUUCAAAUUCAACAAAACGCUGAAUCAAUUGGAGGAGUUAAUAUUCCUGCAGGAGUUCCAGCGCUCCGAACUCACACACGAUGCGGAUGUCAUACUCGUGCAAGACAUCAAAAAUCUUGUGCUAUUUCUGGCGCCAUCCGAGACCAUCACAAAGGAUUUCGUGCUCUUCGUGCACACCUUCACAGUGGAUCGUUUUCUGCGCACGCUCAUCAUCUACUUUGAGUACUACUUGAAGAUGGUGGAGUUCGUGUUGAUACGACGCGAUGAGAUUAGCGGCGAUAAGGCGCAAAUCCAAAGCGAGGACACCAAUGAGAUCAAGCGCAUCUACUCGUCGUAUCUCACACAGCAUCGGCUGCUGUUGGCGCGUGAGUAUAGCAUCAUCAUAGCGGGCGAUGGCGAAAUGAAGCCCUUCUACCACAUUACGCCCAUCGUCAAUAUAUCGCAAUCGAUUAAGGAUAAACGCUUUCACGAAACCUUUUUGGCCUUCUCCACACAAAUGGUGUGGAUUGCUAUGCAUCGACGCGCCUACGACUACAUCGAUUUGGAAAUGUAUCGACUGUUUCGCUCCGAACACUUCAAGCUCAAACGCUAUGCGCACAUCAACUUCACCGAGGCCGAGGCGAAUAUGCUGUACGGCAAGAAUUACAAGCGCGUCAAUUAUCGCGCACAAAACUCACCGCUCAUACAGGAGUUGGCCAAUGUGUCCACCGAGAAUUUGCCCAUACUGUGGAUUGGCGAACGCAAGUAUCGCGGCACCGAUUUGCGCAUACACCAACUGGAGCUCGAGUACAUUGUGCCGGAUAGUCAGUUGACUUUGAUCGAUGUGUGUCAUGGCAUACUCGGGCAUCCGAAGAAAAUCUACAAUACGCUGUUGAACAUCAACUGGGAAGAGGUGCGCUUCCAGAACUAUUCGCAAGUUUAUGAUCCGUACCAGUUGGUGCGUCAGCCGGCGUUGAAGAUACCGCGCAUCGAUGCGGAGAAGAUACGCAAACAUGCGCAGAAAUUCGACACCUAUUAUCACGUGCGCAUGCAGUAUGAGCGCGCAAGCAAAGCGGUGAUAGAUAAGUGGUGUCGCCGCGACGCCGUCAUUGCGUACUUCACCACGGAGGGCAUGAUUACGAACAUUGUGACGCGCUGCGAGAAGGAGCUGGAAAGGGAUUCGUAUGGACCGAGUGUGGAGGAGAUAACGAGCAAGUUUUUGGCACGCAAGAAAUUGUUGCGGAAACUAUAGCGGAUCGUACAAAGUAGCAUUUAAAGGAGGGCGCAUCGGAUCGAAGACAGCUGGCAAGGCGUACCAUAUUUUUUAAUUUUUUUUUUAUAUUUUCUCUGAUGCGAAUCUUAUUAAAAGCGCGUCAUGCGUUCGGUAUACAGACAUUUCAAUAAAAUUUGAGGUUAAGUAUGCUGUAUUUGCAUGAAAUUUAAAUUUAACGGUAAUUGUCAACAUAAGAUUGAAGAAAGCACAGUUAUAAUUCAAUAAAAUAUUUCUCAAGACAAGAGUUGUGACACUAUAAACGUAGUUCCUUGCUGAAAUAAUUUUGAAUUAAGCGAGCUGUAUGUUCGAUUCACCACUCGCGAAGCUUUAGUACAUCCGUAAAGGCUAGAACCUACAUACAAAUUUAUGCUAUACUAAUU
Molecule: messenger RNA, 1849 nt
Organism: Bactrocera latifrons
Lineage: Eukaryota; Metazoa; Arthropoda; Insecta; Diptera; Tephritidae
Product: protein phosphatase 1 regulatory subunit 36-like
Exons: 2
Coding region: 78-1448 (456 amino acids)
Biological process (GO): negative regulation of phosphatase activity
Molecular function (GO): phosphatase binding
Source: RefSeq, a predicted model, not a curated record